Molecule: messenger RNA, 1404 nt
Organism: Microthlaspi erraticum
Lineage: Eukaryota; Viridiplantae; Streptophyta; Magnoliopsida; Brassicales; Brassicaceae
Source: the annotation of a GenBank genome assembly
AUGCUUUCUACUUCCUUGCCGAGUUUCAGUUUCUCUCUUAAGGAGGCACUUGAUCUUCUCCAACGUUUCAUCAACUCCUCAAACCAGAUUAAGCAGAUUCACAGCGUCCUCUUGACCAGCAACGCAUUAGUCUCUUCUCAACGGAAGACGAUACUCGUUUACAACACUCUCAUUCGAUCCUACCUCACUACAGGACAACACAAGACUUCUCUUGCUCUCUUCACCCACAUGCUUGCAAGCAACAUCCAACCAAUCGACCUCACUUUCCCUUCUCUCAUAAAAGCAGCUCACUCUUCCUUCUCCGUUUCUACAGGUGUUGCCUUACAUGGGCAAGCUCUCAAACGGGGUGUUUUAUCUGACCCAUAUGUUCAGACUUCUUUUGUUCGGUUUUAUGGUGAAGUUUGCGAUUUGAGAAGCUCGAGGAAGAUGUUUGAUGAGAUUGCACACCCUUGUGUUAUAGAGUGUAACAGUAUGCUUGACGCUUGUGGAAGAAACGGAGAGAUGGAUUCUGCUUUCGAGUUGUUUCAGAGAAUGCCUGUAACUGAUGUGGUCUCUUGGACUACUGUUAUCAACGGGUUUGGUAAGAACGGGUUACACGACAAGGCUGUAAUGCUUUUUAGGGAGAUGAUAGUGGUAAUACCUCCGAACGAGGCUACUUUAGUUAGUGUACUUUCUUCGUGUGCUAAUUUGGAUCAAGGAGGUGUUCAUUUGGGGAAGCAGAUUCAUGGUUAUGUUAUGAGGAAAGAGAUCAUCCUCACUGCUACUUUAGGUACUGCUUUGCUCGAUAUGUAUGGAAAAGCCGGUCACUUGGAGAUGGCAUUGACCAUUUUCAACCGAAUUCGUAAGAAAGAAGUUUUCACUUGGAAUGCGAUAAUAUCUGCUCUUGCUUCCAAUGGUAGACCUAAGGAAGCUCUGGAGAUGUUUGAGAUGAUGAAAGCGAAGAAUGUGCGUCCUAAUGGGAUCACUUUAACUGCAGUGCUCACGGCUUGUUCUCGAUCUAAACUUGUGGAGUUAGGUAUCCAGUUGUUCUCUUCCGUAUGUAGCGAGUACAAGAUCAUUCCAACAUCAGAGCAUUAUGCUUGCAUGGUUGAUCUCAUUGGCAGAGCUGGUCUACUAGUUGAUGCGGUGAAUUUCAUAAAGAAUUUGCCAGUGGAGCCUGAUGCUUCUGUGCUCGGAGCUCUUUUGGGGGCUUGCAAGAUUCAUGAGGAUUCUGAAUUAGGAAAUAAAGUAGGGAAAACGCUUAUUGGACUACAACCUCAACACUGUGGCCAGUACGUGGCGUUGUCAACAUUAAAUGCUUUGGAGAGCAAUUGGGCAGAAGCAGAACAGAUUAGGAAAGACAUGAUACAAGCUGGAAUUCGGAAAAUCCCUGCUUAUAGUGUGCUCUCAAGGCUUGAGAAGUGA